Messenger RNA from Puntigrus tetrazona (Sumatra barb), 1143 nucleotides. RefSeq lists its product as uncharacterized. The transcript has 3 exons. The record is from RefSeq and is a predicted model, not a curated record. Lineage: Eukaryota; Metazoa; Chordata; Actinopteri; Cypriniformes; Cyprinidae. Bases 224 to 832 code for a protein of 202 amino acids.
UAGAGGGUGCAGCACACGCUCUACCUUCUGGACGCAGAAGAGCACACACUUCCUGUGCUCGCUCGAGCACAGCGAACACAUGCUGAGCGGAGGUUUUGUCAUUUUGUCUUAUAUCAAAAUCACAACAACUUGUAUUUAAAUGCUAGUUUAGUAGCUUGACGUUUAUCAGUUGCUAUGUCUGCGCUGUCACACGCUGUGCUAGACUUCACUACUCAGGGCAUUGAUGGAUUUAAUAACGGAGUUUACCACAGCCAUGUCUUGUGUGAUUUUGUCUGUCUCAUCAUUGCAUGCUGCUUAUCGGCUCUUCAAGGACCACAGAGCCUCAUCGGUGGGCUUCUUCCUGAUUGGCUUUUCCUCUGUCCUUUCGGCCUUUUCUCCCUUUAACCAAACUAUCAAAUCGCUCCAGAACGACGCAGAAUGGGCAGGUCAAUCACUCGGUCCUGCUCUUAUUACUUUUGACUUCUUGUGGCUAAGCGAGGACCACAUCACUGCUCGCGUCCUCCUGAUUGGCUCUACUUUUUUCAUAAUGCUCUCUGAUUGGUUAUCCUCAGACGGGUUGGUCCUUAUGUCACGCUGCCUGGCAUUUUCCACCCUCUCCUGUUCAUUGACGGUGUGUGCGUUUGCUGAAAAUACAGCAGGGGCGGUAGGGAGUGUUGCCCUCGGUCUGCCUUUAUUAGUUUCCCCAAGGACCAGAUCUAGGUCUUUGGGUUCCCUCUCGAUGCCUACAGAAGGUCUUCUCAGCUGGAUCCUCAAAGUAAUCGUGGCAUUAGGAUGCUGGACCACUAGGAAGGCUCUCAAUAAAUACCUGUUUGACUUAAAAGGCUGGGACUGACUAAAGCAGGGGUCGCCAAAGACAGCAGAGAACCACAAAAUGCUACUUUCGUGCUCAGAUCAUUAUCAGGCUUACUUAGUGUGUUACUUAAUAAGCUACUUAAUAAGCUAACAUUAUAUCGUAAUGUACUACAGAAACCGUAGGGUAUUUAACGUUUGUAAUCAGAUGAUAGAGUUUGCUUAUAACAUGAAAUCCAUUUCACUGACAUUGAGAGCUAGUAAAAUCCAUGAGCGGUGAAUAAAUUGUUUUAGCAUCUACAACAAUGAAAUCUUUGUAAAGAAAGAAUGGGACUCUGUUUAAAGCAGCGUCGC